Molecule: messenger RNA, 1171 nt
Organism: Diospyros lotus (date-plum)
Lineage: Eukaryota; Viridiplantae; Streptophyta; Magnoliopsida; Ericales; Ebenaceae
Product: carboxylesterase 1-like
Exons: 1
Coding region: 48-1046 (332 amino acids)
Molecular function (GO): hydrolase activity
Source: RefSeq, a predicted model, not a curated record
CACUCACCAUCAGAACUUGCAGCUGAACAAAUUGAUUAACCAUAACUAUGGCCGAUCAAACACCGGCGCUAGGUCCCAUCGGCGAUCUCGAUCCCUACGCCUAUCUCGGCCUGCUCCGUCAUUCCGACGGCUCCAUCACUCGCGCCUGCGACGACCCUUUCACUCCAGCCUCGGCUGAUCUCAGCCACCCAUCUCCCGUCCUCACCAAGGACGUUCCGAUCAACCGAUCCACCAACACUUGGGCCCGGAUUUUCCUGCCCCGGGAAGCAUUGGAGCACUCCCCACCGGCCAAGCUACCCCUCCUCGUCUACUACCAUGGUGGCGGCUUCGUCAUAUGCACUGCCGGCUCAACUUUAUUCCACGGUUUCCUCUCAAUGGUAGCCGUUGAAACAAAAUCGAUCAUCGUCUCCAUCGACUAUCGUCGGGCCCCGGAGCACCGUCUCCCGGCAGCUUACGAUGAUUCCUUCGAAGCGUUGCACUGGAUCAAAACCUCCGGAGAGGAGUGGCUGACCCGAUUUGCAGACUUGUCAAACUGUUUUCUGAUAGGCAGCAGCGCCGGCGGUAACAUUGUCUACUUCAUGGGGCUACGCGCAGCCACAGCGGUUGACCAUCUGGGGCCUCUGAAGAUCAGAGGGCUGAUAUUGCACCACGCUUACUUCGGCGGGGAGAAGAGAACUGCGUCGGAGAUAAGAUUGGCCGACGACAAGAUACUGCCACUUCGCUUGAACGAUCUGUUCUGGGAACUGGCUUUGCCGGCCGGCGCCGAUCGUGAUCAUGAGUAUUCCAAUCCGAUUGCCGGCGGAGGAUCGGAGCUGCUAGAUGAGAUCCGGAAGCUGGGCUGGAAGGUUUUGGUGGCGGGCUACGACGGUGACCCGUUGAUCGACCGUCAGAAAGAGCUAGCGAAGCUGAUGGAGGAGAGGACUGUGAAAGUGGUGCGUUGUUUUGGCGAGGGAGGCUAUCACGCCAUGGAAGCAUUUGAGCUCUCCAAAGCAAAGCCGUUCUGUGAUGUUCUAAAAGAAUUCAUCUCGUCUUCGAUCGCUUGCUAAUUAAGGUUUAAGAUUUAGAAAUGAGAUGUUCUUGAUGUCUCCACAUAUAAUAAGCCCGCUGUAUGUAACUGUUAGCUUAACUAUUUGAAUAAAUAAAACAUAGUGGGCCAGACGUGAGUUGAUUA